AAACAGUCUCUCGUGCGCAAUAAAAGGUUGGAUCGCUAAAUUUCUAACUGACCAGAAUGGAUUCCUUUUCAGAAAAGUGAUUUGCGCACACUCUCCUCAUACAUGAAUAGGUACUUUAAUGCUUUUUAAAUGAGAAUAGGAGAAUAGCAACUAAAAAGUAACGUGUAUAAUGUUGAAAUAGACGGAGGCUGUGUGUUGUCUUGAAAGUUAAUAUUUUUUAAAUAGGAACACCCUCACAGGUGCCAAUCUGAGCGAUUUGUCGUUUUUAUUUCAGGAAAAAAAAACCCUGAGCAAAUUAUGGCCGAGAGCAAGCAGAAUCGGGAUGAUGUUCUCACAUGUUCUAUAUGUAUGGACACAUUCCGGGAACCAGUAAUGCUACCCUGUCAGCACAGUUUUUGUAGGGAAUGCAUUGGGAUGUAUGCCGACAAGUCCAAAUCUGUGCAGAUAGAUGAGACCUCCGAUACCAGGGGGAAUGAUGACGUCCAUCUGAUGGCAUGCCCUGUGUGUCGGGCACCAACGAGCCUGGGGAGAGAAGGUGUGGCUGGACUGGCUCUUAACUUUCAUUUGGCAGAAAUGGUGGAGAGGUUCCCUACCGAUGUUAAUGUUGAGGAUGACAUCCCAUAUUGUUCUCUGUGUGAGGAGGACAAUCAUGCUAAAGGUGUCAAGUUUUGCACCAUCUGUGGUGUGUUCUACUGUCAGGAAUGUCUUGCAAAUUUCCAUCCAAUGAGGGGGCCUCUAAAACGUCAUCGACUGAUUUCGGCUCUGGAGUACCUCUCCCAGGAAACCUCACAGGGUGAAGUCAGCAGGGACCAACACUCAACUCAGCAGCCGUCAUGUGCCAGACACGGUCAGCCGUUCGUCAUGUACUGUGAACCGUGUCGGAUGGUGAUCUGUGUGGGGUGUGUGGUUGAGCAUCCGGGACAUGCUAUGCGGGAUAUACCAUCUGCAGCUGAGAAUGACAAGCCAGUUGUUUUGAACAAGACGAGUGAACUGGAGAAAGUGCUACAAGAAACUAAAGAAUCACUGUCAGGAGUUAUGAGGCUGCACAAUAAGAUACAGGAAAACCAGGAACUUCACACUCAGGAGGUAAAAAAGGCUUAUUGUGCAGCCUUGGAAGCUUUACAAGCAUGGAAACAACAGUCCUUAGAUGGCAUAAAAACCCGCUAUUCACAGUGGAACCUGGAGUGUAGCGCUAUACUCAAACAUUUUCAGCUACAGACCCAGGAAAUGGAGAGGAUGGUACAGGCUUCCAAAGAUUUGUUAGCGUCAAUGGAUGUCGAGUUUUUGCAGGGUUCCACAGACUUCACCAAAACAGUUGAUGACCAGCUGAAUGAUAUAAGAACAGAUCUGGAUAGACAUGAGGUCAGCAAACAGAAGCUUCUAGAUUCUGUACAACAUGACCACGUUGUCCCUAGACAGGUGACUGUAAAAGAGACAGUGCAAGAACGUCAGGGCUUAGAACAAGCCGUCGGUGGACAAAUAUCACCCCUACGUGUUACUAAGCCGACGCUGAGAUUCACAGAGACAGACGAUAGUGAGCUGAGAAUUACUGACAGCGGCUCUGGGGUAGAGGGUGUGGGCUUGUACAGGGGGUUGUGGAGAGCUGUGACAGACGGGGGUUACCAGACGGGCAGGUUCUACUGGGAGAUACACAUCACCUGUUCACCUGGCUGUUACUAUCAUGUAGGAGUCACACAGGAGAGCUGUGGCGUGAGUGAGGAGACAGACCCUGGCCGCAACACCUGGUUCAUUGUGAUGGAGUACCGUGGUGAUGAGGUCAGCUGUUAUACUCACAGUGGUGGUGGUGAGAUCAAACCUGGCUAUCUACAGUGGAGACGUUACACACGACCUCAUCACCUGGGUGUGUACCUGGACUGUGAUGACCAAACACUGACAGUCCUGGACUGUGACAACAACCAGGUAAUGUACACUGACAGUGGUGUUAUCGUCACAGAGCCUCUCGUGCCAUGGGUUGGGUUUUAUGUCUGGUCUGGAUCUGUGUCUGUGUCUGCUCGUCUGGUAACGGGUGACUCUACAACUCUGCCUCCAGUUCUCUGUGAUAUGAUAAGCACUUCCUGACCAUCGGGUAAUUAUUCAUUACAUCUUUUCCAUCAUAUUAUAAUUUGUUGACAUAUACUUUGAUUAGUUUUUUUUUUCAAGCAAACUGACCAAUUUGUAUAGUUUCUUCUGCGAAGUGGUCAGUGAUCUGUCACAAGCUUACAGCUUGGUGUAGUUAUACACAGUCUGUCUGACUUGUCCUGAACAUCAAUGUCAGGUUUCUUUCAGACAAAAUACAUGUAGAUAAUGACAGGGUAGUUUUAUUUUUUAGUAAUGGUUUGUAAAUCAGCAUAAUCAGGAGUGUCACUGAGCAAAACAUGUCACAGUUUAUACAUGACAAUACAUAUAGUCAACAUGGUGCAUGUAGUAAUUCUUGUUGUAUUAUCUAACUUAAGUUUCUGAGGGAAAAAAAGUAACUGAGAGAUAUAUUCCCUUUUAGGUUAGGUUAUGUAGUAAAUCUUCAACCUCUAAAAUGUAUAUAAAUGUAUAACUUUCGUGAGGAAUCUUGGCAUACCUCCACAUGUAGCUUGCACAUCUGUCUACAACACUCUCAGCAGCCAUUUUUUUUUAGCUGCAGUGGCUGAAAGUGAAGUCAUAACAUUUUCUUACUUUGGUAACCUCUAGAGAUGUGGAUAAUAACACUGGGGUAAAAGUUUUCUGUUCUAUCCAUUACAAAUAAAAUUCGGAUGUUAGAUGCAAAGUAGAACAGCAAAAAUUUAUAAUGUAUGAACAACUUAAAUCCCUCUGUGUCACCUUUAUCCAAUCAGUCCUCCGACUUCAGUUCAGAAGGAAAUCUUGAACCCAAUUUCCCGAAUUGCACACAUGUAACCUAUAAAUAGGACAAAUUUUAAAAAUGUUUUGUUAGUAAUAUCUUUAUAUGGAUUUGGCACUAAUACCAAAAUCUUACAUGGCUAAUGGCAAAUGUCAAAUUUCAGGGCUGUGGGUAAUGGCCCCCUGGGCUGAUACUCUACACGUAAGAGUCUGGGAUAGGAUGUUUUGCGGAAAAUGGGGUUUAAAUUUCUUUUCUGUCAAAAAGAAAAUCUGCAGAAAUGAAAAUUUACCCUGUAUUUCCUUAAAAUACAACACUUGUUGUCCUUAGAUGCUAAAAUUUUACCAGUUCUGUUGCUGCGCAGAAGUUCUGUAAGAAUUGAUAAGCCUAUCUCCACUUGUACCUGUAGGAAGGAAUUAAAAAAAAUAAACAAAUUUUUAUAAUUAUUGUUGCACAGGCAGCACAUUUAAUCAAAUUUCAUCAAAGAUAUGAAACAGAUCAACUUUCAAACCUAUUUUGAAACACAGCAUUAGCAUAUUUAAUGUUGUAAAUUCACCUUGCAUAUAACAAAAAUGCGUUUCCAUACUGUCAUACAUGUAUGUAGGUGUUUCAGAAUAUGUGAUAAAAAUAACUUGCUACGUCUAUCUGUAUAAAUCUUGAAACAGUUCUGGUUUAAUAAAUGCAAUCUUACACUCACCUUUGUAAAUGAAAUUUGGAAAUGCAAGCCUUGUAAGUGUGAGGGGGGAAUUUUGCAUAAAUAGCGGGA
Liolophura sinensis is the source of this 3593-nucleotide messenger RNA. RefSeq names its product probable E3 ubiquitin-protein ligase MID2. The coding region runs from base 298 to 2079 and encodes 593 amino acids. The transcript is spliced from 6 exons. The record is from RefSeq and is a predicted model, not a curated record. Gene Ontology annotation, molecular function: zinc ion binding. NCBI's taxonomy places the organism in Eukaryota, Metazoa, Mollusca, Polyplacophora, Chitonida, Chitonidae.